Messenger RNA from Ilex paraguariensis (yerba mate), 4109 nucleotides. Lineage: Eukaryota; Viridiplantae; Streptophyta; Magnoliopsida; Aquifoliales; Aquifoliaceae. The record is from the annotation of a GenBank genome assembly.
AUGGAAUUUGGCAAUGCAGUCGAGAAAGAGUUGCAGAAAGAGGGUGUUUGGGUGCCAUCAACUCCCGUAAAACCUGUUGAGGUGAGGCCCGGGUUGGAGUCCGGCAACAGGGGAUUUUUGGUUCAAAGUGGUUCACCAAGCAGAUUGCAAGAGGCUGGGAAUAUUAAUGCCACAAUUGCCACAGAUAAGAACAAAGGUUUAUACAACUGGGAGGAGGCGGUGUUGGCUACGAGAAAAGCGGCUGCCAAAUCAGAUUUUAUAGAUUGGAAUAAAAGAAAUUAUAAUGUAGACGAUGUAUUAGUUGGGAACCAAAGAACAGAUAAUCGUAAUGAAACAUACACCUGUGUGGGUUAUUGCAGCAGUUCUGGAGUUUUGGAGGGGGUGAAAUGUGGAGAGAGUACUGCUGAUGUGGUUGAGAAGAGUUGUUUCACCGUUUCAGGGAGUUUGAGCUGUGGUUUUGAUGAGUGUGGUGCGAAACUGGCAGGUAUGGACAAUACUAGCUUCGUAGAGGUUUUGGUUUUGCCUGAUAAAAGUUCUUUAGCCUCUGAAACAUCUGAAAUUUCAACAUCAGAGGUUGUGGUUGAUGGAAUGUCAAGUCUUCCGUGUCCUGCUUCGGAUUUUGAAACUGAGAGCAGCAUCAACACACCCAGAACUUUGGGAAAGACAGAUGAGAUUGUGCAUCAACAAAGAGAGAAGAAUGAAGCACCUUGCUCAGGGAAUGAAAGCAACAAGCUCCAUGUUAAUGAAAACUCACAGGACAACAUUGAAUCAUCUUCUUUCACAGUAUUAACUCCAUCAGAGAAGCAAAAUGCAAGAAAGAGACAGAACAGUGGCAUAGACUUGAACAAGAAGCCACGACAAAGACCCAGCGUGAGAAAACAUAGACCAAAAGUAGUAGUCGAAGGCCAACCCAUAAAAAAUCCAAAAUCUUGUCCAUCAAAGCUUUCGACUUUAAAGCCUCAGACUGUCAAGCCUUCAUCUCGAAAACCUCAAACUCCAAAACCUCUAACUCCAAAACCACGAACUCCGAAGCCUUCUACUCCGAAACUUCAGACUCCAAAGCCUUCAACUCUAAUGCAUGCUAUUUCCAAGAGAAGUCCACAUAAGAAGAAAUACAUGAGGAAGAAUAGCCACAAAGUCUUGGCCAAUACUUCAGAAGAUGCUGAUGAGCAAGCAUUUGAUAUGAAUCCUCAAUAUUCUACAAUAUCAUGCAGGCGAGCUUUGAAUUUUAACUUGGAAAACCAGGUGAGAGAUGAUGAUGAUGUUAGGGAAAUUGUAAAUUUAAACAUAAGUCCAAAUGAGAAACAAAAUUGCAUAUCAAAAAAUUGCCUUAAAGCCUCAACAAAGCCCUCUGAAGAUGUUAGUCAAAUAGUUGAUCAAAAUCCUGAAGACAGAGAAAAACCAUGCUUGCAGGCUCAGAGUUGUAAUUUGGAAAAAUCAUGCAUUGAUGGGAAAGUAGUUGUUCAAAAUCCUGUACAUGCUGAAAAGUUAUAUUGGCAAACUCUGAAUGUCAACUUGGAAAAGCAUGGUUGUGAUGAAAAAGAUGCCAGAAAAAUUGUUCAUCAAUAUCAACGUAGAAGUAAGAGUGUAGACAAAUCCUUGUGCAACUUAGACUUCAACCAAAAUUUGGAAUCUCAGGAGGUUGGCAAUGAUAUCAACAAUGUGAAGUCCAAGAAGGGCAACAAGCAGAUGGCUGGAAACCUGGCAGGCAUAGCAUAUGGUAAUACCCAUGCUGAGAGUUGCUCACAGACAGACAAGUCACUGGCAGAAAGAGUGGGUGCAACUCACCAGAAGGAUCUCUGUGCUACUAGCACUACUCAAACUGGUUGCAAGUACAAUUCCUUGCAUGUGUAUCAAAGAAGAUCCCAGCGAGAUCAAUGUCUAAAAUAUAGCAGGAAACUUGGACCAAAUUUUCCAAGAAAAUACAAGAAAAUAAGGACGAGGCGGCGAAAGGCAACCAUACCAAAUGCUUUCUGGUCUAUUAUAGCUGCAGAUGAUGGUCAGAGAGAGGUGAAAGCACAAAAGAGGAAAAAAGUGACUGUCAGCCUUAGUACAUCAAGAAUCAGCAAGAGAAUCAGUAAGAAAGGAUUGUCUCAGCAAUUGACCCAAACAACGGCAGCAGUUGAAGAUCCAGAAUCUUUUAAGGGUUUGCUCCUGGGCUUGUCCCCCCUGGUAAAAGUUAAAAGGAAGAGAUCCAAGGGGCUUCGUCAAAGACGCAACUUCGUUUCCCCAGUGGCAAAUUCAGCCACAGAAGAACAAACCAAGGCAGCAAUUGAUGAAGCAGAAUUGCUCAAGUGUGCUCUGACCUUGCACCCAGUUGAAACAUUUAGAAGGAAGACAUCCAAGAGAUUUACUGGAAGGCACAACAUGGGUUCAGCAAUUGCAAGUUGUAACUUAGCUUCCAUGGAAGUUCUGGUUGCAGAAAACAAGAUACAAGAUAAAAUGCAUCCCAUUGGUGAUAAUUCAGUAUUUUACCAUAAUGAAAGUUGCCCCCAAAAAUGUGAGGAUAUGGUGCUUGAGGUAGAAGAUGGCCCCCAAAUGUUGAAGCCUCUCAAUGCAGAGAGGCCACAUGACGCAUUUGUAACAGCAUUGCUCGACUAUUCCAUCAAGAAACUAGAGUGUCUACACAUCAGUGACGAUUAUGGCGUCCCUGUGCAAAAUACCCAUGGCGCACUAAUUCCUUACAAGGGGCAAUUUGAUCCAUCCAAGAAGCAUAAAUCACCACCCAAGGUUGAUCUUGAUUCUGAGACUAUGCGAGUGUGGAAAAUGCUGAUGGAGAAUGAUGAAAGUGAAAUUAUUGAAGAAGCGAACGAAGAUAAGGAAAAAUGGUGGGAAGAACAGAGAGAAAUAUUCAGUGGACGGGUGGACUCAUUUAUUGCCCGUAUGCAUCUUAUCCAAGGUAUAACUCUAUUGCAAUUUGCAUUUGAAGUUACAACUCCUCUUAUUCACCAUGAGACAAUCUUUGAAAAUGGAACACCAUCAACACAUUUUACCAUGACUACAUUGUUCUGUCUUCAUGUCCCUUGCGGCGCGAUUUCCCUUCAUCCUACAAGCAACAAUGGAGAAUGCGCCACUGAGGAAGAAAUCUUACAUAGCCAAGAAUCAGUUGGAAGUAAUAUAGUGACAGAUGAGUCAACAUAUUAUGAAAAUGGCAAGCACCCAUUUGCCUGUGACAGUGUAAAAGAUAUGAGUCAUGAUUUUGUUCAGAACAGAGAAGAGACUUCCACUGGGGUAGGAAUGCCAAUCUCAGAUAUAACUGACCUUGAAGGUACACAUCCAUCCCUCAUUUUGUCUAGUUGCCAUGAGUUCUGUCCUAAAAUUCCAUAUGCCCCUUCUAAUCUAGAUUUGGAUUCUUUAGACUUGGUGGGAGAGUUCGGAUUUAAUCAAAAAAAGGAAGGAGGGGAGAUAAGCAAACAUCAUGGACAUACAGAGCUCCCUGGAAGUGAAACUAUAAUUCAGCAAAAGACCACACCCAUAGCUCAAGAACCAACAACAGUUGACCCAUAUGCAACAUUAAGCAAGUUCCAAUUGUCCACCAAUUGCAGCUUACAUACAGAAGUCAUGACUAGAAAAACCCCACUUUCGAGCAACAAUCACCCUACCCAAAAUAAAAUGAUAUCCAAAACUGAAAUUACCUCCAAAAAAAAGAAAAGCAAGUUUGAGGAAAAGCAAGAAAAUACAAUUAACUGGGAUAAUUUAAGGAAAAUUUAUUCCAAGGAUAGAACUAGAAAACCUAUGGAUAAAAACAACGAUUCCAUAGAUUGGGAGAGAGUUAGGGGUGCAUCAGUUGAAGUGGUUUCCAAGACUAUAAUGGAAAGAGGAAUGAACAACAUACUUGCAGCAAGAAUAAAGGAGUUCCUUGAUCGAAUGGUCAAAGAUCAUGGAAAAAUUGAUCUUGAGUGGCUGCGAGAUGUUCCACCAGACAAAGCAAAGGAGUACUUGUUAAGCAUACGAGGACUGGGGUUGAAGAGUGUCGAGUGUAUACGUCUUCUGACACUUCAUCAUCAUGCCUUCCCAGUUGACACAAAUGUCGGUCGGGUAGCAGUGCGUCUAGGUUGGGUUCCCCUGCAACCACUUCCUGAUGCAGUUGCAAUACAUCUGCUAGACCA